UCUCUGUCUUCCAGCCCCUGAACACGUCCCCCACCCCCCGGCUGUGUCGUUUCUCACCCCCAGGACUGCUGUGUAGAGGGGGAGUCAGGACGCCAUCUUCCCGUGAAUAGCGCUCAGUAACAAACCAACUGCAUUUUAGUUGGGCAGUGCCCCGACCCUCCCCCCGGACCCCUUCCAGAUAAAACACGCCCCUCCUCCCACCAUGCGUUUCUCAGUUUCCCUUUUUGUUUGUUGGAUUGUUCUGCUGCCCCCACGCCUCACCCUACCGCCCUUGGGUCGUCAUGUAAAAUUCUUUUACCAUGUCAAGAAAUUAUUAAAAAUACAGGUACUUUGACCUCUUUCUAAAGCCGCAGACCCUGGUGCGAUGCCUCUGGUGGCUAGGGACGCAACCGUAUUCACGUGCGUGUGCACCUCCACGUAGCACUGCCAGCCCCCCAUCGGGUGUCCUUUUACCAGUGGACCUUCCUCUUUCUUCGGGAAUAAUGGAAAGAUUGAGACUCCUGCCUAGCAAGAGGCAAGGGUUGGUCCUUCAUUUGUGUUCAGUCUGAAUUAUGUGAAAGAUAGCUCUUCCCAAGUCUAAGCUGCUCCGUCCCAGCCCUCAAUAAGAUCUCAGUUCCUUACUUGCUUCCUUCCCCUGUGGUACCCAUGAACUGCCAGUAGAGGCCGCUCUAGUUCUAUGUGGGCAAUCACCUGGUUCAAGGCUCACCCUACCCUGUGGUUUUCUUUACCUUAUGAUAAUUCUCCCCUCUGAAUAAUGUCUUAAAUUUCUUGAGGAGAUGCCAGGGGACUCUUGGUUUCCAAUGACUUAGAAGGCUGUCUGGGACCCUAGCUCCCUCUGAAAUAAAGUUUCCUCAACUUCCACCUUGUAAAGUAGCCUCCUGGUUUCCAGUGAUCCCUUUGUGGUCUCUGCAAAAAGAGAUAUACAUGGUCUUGAACGGUGGAGGAACAUCUGCUCUGUUCUGUCUCAGAGAUAACCAGCAGCUCACAGUUUUUUUAUGUCCACCUGUGCCAUGCUGUGUUAAGCACUUGACAUGCAUGACCACAUUUAACCUUCAGAACCUUCUUUAUAGGAGAGGACACAGGCUCGUGGUAGUACCUCCCCUCAGGUCACACUGCUUAGCCUCCUGGGGCCAGUACAGAUCUCACGCCCAGACCUUCACCGCUUCUCCUUUCUCACUGCCCAGAUAGACGAGGCCUGAGCCUGCAGGUCAAGGGCUCGGCCUAGGCAGCUGCCAGAGCCCAGUGCUUGCUGCCGACCCAGGCCGCAGGUCCCGGAAACACGUGGGGCUGGCGCACCUGCCAGGGUGCAGGGAAAUGGACACUUCUGGUGCCUGCAGUCAGCACACAGGACUCAGCUGGGCAUCCGAGACUUGCAUUCUUCCUCACACCUGUUUUGGGUGGAAGGUAGAGUUUAGCGUUACUUCCAGUGCCCUCCAGUCUGAGGGCCUAAAUGAUGGCAAGGAGCACGGAGCACCGAUCGUGCUGCCGGUAGGGGUUCAGGGGCCAGGGAGCCGCCGUGCACGUGGAAGCGGUGCCUCGGGCCAAACCACAGAACAGAAAAUUGGAACCGAAUUAUAUAAAUCAAGGUCAGAAAUUUCCUGUUCAACCCACAGGGUGGAGUUUUCUCCAUUCCUAUCCAUCCGACUGAAUAUAAACCCUGAUUUGAUGUCAGCAGCUAGAAGGAGCAGCUGGUAGGACUCUCGAUUCAGCUCUCAGCAUUCACCAUGAAUGUCAAGGUGGCCCUCGUGUUCCUGGCACUGUCCCUCAUCACCAUCUUUGCCCUGACCUAUGUAUUGCUGACCAGCCACGGGGGCUCCAGCCAGCCUCCCCGCUGCCCCUCCAUAUCCCCCAGUGCCCAGCACUGGACACACCCUGGCCAGAGCCAGCUGUUUGCAGACCUGAGCCCAGAGGAGCUGACGGCUGUGGUGAGCUUUCUGACCCAGCAGCUGGGGCCAGGCCUGGUGGAUGCAGCCCAGGCCCGCCCCUCGGACAACUGCAUCUUCUCGGUGGAGCUGCAACUGCCCCCCAAGGCAGCAGCCCUGGCCCACCUGGACAGGGGGAGCCCCCCACCUGCCCGGGAGGCCCUGGCCAUCAUCAUUUUUGGUGGACAACCCCAGCCCAACGUGAGUGAGCUGGUGGUGGGACCACUGCCCCACCCUUCCUACCUUCGGGAUGUGACCGUGGAGCGCCACGGGGGCCCCCUGCCCUACCACCGGCGCCCCAUGGUGGAAGCUGAGUAUGCUCUGAUGUGGAAGCAUUUGAAAGAGGUGGAGCUACCCAAGGCACCAGUCUUCCUUGCUUCGGUCUUCAACUACAAUGGCUCCACUUUGGCACCUAUACACUCCACUCCCAGGGGCUUGCGCUCGGGGGACCGUACUACCUGGAUCGCCCUCCACCAUAACAUCUCGGGUGUUGGGAUUUUCCUUCACCCGGUGGGGCUGGAGCUACUGCUGGACCACAGGGCCCUGGAUCCUGCCCGCUGGGCCAUCCAGCGGGUCUUCUACCUUGGGCGCUACUAUGCAGACUUGGGCCAGUUGGAACGGGAGUUUAAGGCCGGCCGACUGGAAGUGGUUAGAGUGCCUCUGCCCCUGCCAGACGGGGCUUCAUCCCUAAGGCCCCGUGUCCCCGCAGGUCCUCUCCCCCCUCUGCAGUUCUCACCCCAGGGCUCCCGAUACAGUGUGCGAGGGAACCUGGUGGCGUCCUCCCUCUGGACAUUCACCUUCGGCCACGGGGUGUUCAGUGGCAUGAGGAUUUUCGAUGUUCGGUUCAAGGGCGAGCGAGUGGCCUAUGAAGUCAGUGUCCAGGAGUGUCUGUCUGUCUAUGGUGCUGACUCACCCAAGACGAUGACGACCCGAUACCUGGAUAGCAGCUAUGGACUCGGCAGCCACAGCCGGGGCUUGGUGCGGGGUGUGGACUGCCCCUACCAGUCUACGAUGGUGGACGCCCACGUGUUCGUGGGCAAAGGGGCAGUCCAGCCGCUCCUGGGGGCCGUGUGUGUGUUCGAGGAGGCCCAGGGACUGCCCCUUCGAAGGCAUCACAACCACCUUCAGAGUCAUUUCUACGGUGGCCUGGCCGGCUCGGCCCUCGUAGUCAGGUCUGUGUCGACCGUCGGCAACUAUGACUACAUUUGGGACUUCGUGUUGCACCCAAACGGGGCGCUCGAAGGGCGGGUCCAUGCCACGGGCUUUGUCAACACGGCCUUCCUGAGCGGCGGGGAGGAAAGCCUCCUCUUCGGGAACCGCGUGGGGCAGCGAGUGCUGGGCACGGUGCACACGCACGCCUUCCACUUCAAGCUGGACCUGGACGUGGCAGGGCCGAAAAACUGGGUGGUGGCUGAAGACGUGGCGUUUAAACCCGUGGCAGCUCCUUGGAGUCCAGAGCACCAAUUGCAGCGUCCACAGCUGACUCGGCAGGUCCUAGAAAGGGAGGACCUAGCGGCUUUUGCCUGGGGAAAUCCCCUUCCCCGCUAUCUUUACCUGGCUGGCAACCAGACUAAUGCUUGGGGUCACCAGCGCGGGUACCGAAUACAGAUCCACAGCCCCCUUGGCGUACACAUCCCCCUGGAGAGUGACAUGGAGAGGGCGCUCAGCUGGGGGAGAUACCAGCUCGCGGUGACCCAGAGGAAAGAGGAGGAGUCGCAGAGCAGCAGCAUCUAUCACCAGAAUGACAUCUGGACACCCACUGUUGCCUUUGCUGACUUCAUCGAUAAUGAGACGCUCUUAGGAGAGGACCUGGUGGCCUGGGUGACAGCCAGCUUCCUGCACAUCCCCCAUGCCGAGGACAUCCCCAACACGGUCACUGUGGGGAACAAAGUUGGCUUCUUGCUCCGACCCUAUAACUUCUUUGACGAGGACCCCUCUGUCUUCUCCCCCGGCAGCAUCUACUUUGAGAAGGGCCAGGAUGCCCGGCUCUGCGGUGUCAACCCUGCGGCCUGCAUCCCCCACCUGGCCGCCUGUGUCCCGGACUUGCCCCCUUUCUCUUACCAAGACUUUUAG
Molecule: messenger RNA, 3995 nt
Organism: Phyllostomus hastatus (greater spear-nosed bat)
Lineage: Eukaryota; Metazoa; Chordata; Mammalia; Chiroptera; Phyllostomidae
Gene: AOC2
Product: amine oxidase copper containing 2
Exons: 4
Coding region: 1725-3995 (756 amino acids)
Biological process (GO): amine metabolic process
Cellular component (GO): plasma membrane
Molecular function (GO): quinone binding; primary methylamine oxidase activity; copper ion binding
Source: RefSeq, a predicted model, not a curated record